Cygnus olor (mute swan) is the source of this 1644-nucleotide messenger RNA. RefSeq names its product reticulocalbin 2 (gene RCN2). Gene Ontology annotation, cellular component: endoplasmic reticulum. NCBI's taxonomy places the organism in Eukaryota, Metazoa, Chordata, Aves, Anseriformes, Anatidae. The record is from RefSeq and is a predicted model, not a curated record. Gene Ontology annotation, molecular function: calcium ion binding.
CGCGGCCCCUUCCCUUCCUUUCCCCUUCCCUUCCCUUUCCCCGCCCCUCGCCGCGGGUCCCCUCGUCGGCGGGCGCGAUGCGGCGGCGGCCGCUGCUGGCGCUGGGCCUGGCCCUGUGGGCGCUGGGCGCGGCGCACGGCCAGCACCGCGCCGACUACGACCGGGAGGCGCUGCUCGGCGGGCAGGAGGAGGCGGAGGAGUACGCGCGGCUCAGCCCGGAAGAGCAGCAGCGGCGGCUGCGGGCCAUCGUCAGGAGGAUCGAUGCGGACGGCGACGGGCUGCUCAGCAAGGAUGAGCUGAGCUCCUGGAUACAACAGUCCUUUAAACAUUAUGUUACACAAGAAGCUAAGCAACACUUCCACGACUAUGACAAAGAUGGUGAUGGAUUAGUGUCUUGGAAAGAGUACAAUUUACAAAUGUAUGAUCGUGUCAUUGAUUUUGAUGAGAACACUGUCCUGGAGGAUCAAGAAGAAGAAUCAUUUCGACAGGAGAAAAAGAGUUUUGAAAAAGCUAACAGGGAUGAUGUUCCUGUAAAUGUGGAUGAAUUCAUUGCUUUUGAACAUCCUGAAGAAGUGGAGUAUAUGACGGACUUUGUCAUUCAGGAAGCUUUAGAAGAGCAUGAUAAAGACGGUGAUGGAUUUGUUACCUGGAAGAAUUCUGGUGAUUACAGAAGAGACCCAACUGCAAGGGAAGAUCCAGAAUGGAUACUUGUUGAGAAGGAUCGAUUUGUGAAUGACUAUGACAAGGAUAACGAUGGGAAACUCAGCCCUCAAGAGCUGUUGUCUUGGAUAGUACCUAAUAAUCAGGGUAUGCACAAGAGGAGAAUUGAUGAUGAGGCUCUUCACCUUAUUGAAGAAAUGGAUUUGAAUGAUGAUAAAAAGCUUUCUGAAGCAGAAAUUCUUAAGAACCAGGAUUUGUUUCUUAACAGUGAAGCAACGGAUUAUGGCAGGCAGCUUCAUGAUGAACGUUUCUACCACGAAGAACUUUAGAUUAUUUAUUUUGUAAUCUGUUUUUCUUCCCUUUCUUUCAUUUGGAGCUUUUGUUAAAUGCACCCACUUUUCAGCUAUGUUGCAAAUUUUAUGCUGUAAUUACAAUAGACUAAUGUUUGUGUAAAUACUUUGCAUUCAAAAUUAAAUUGCCCUCCUGCAGACUUCCUUGGGCCUCUUCUAGCCUGCAAAUUAAUCUUAAAUACUUACUUCCAAAAUUAUAUAGCAAUGGGAAAGAAAUUACUUAAGGUAUUAUACUGUAUUGUGAAGAGUUGUGUGACUGUACUUCAACUAAAUGGAGAAUUUAAAUGAUUCUCUGAAAGAAUUCAAACCAGAAAAUGAGACUGCUUUAUUUUCUACUCAGUUUAAUUAGGGAGGAGAGUAGGGAAGAUAGGGGAAGAUGUUUAGAAUCAGCAUUAACUGUGUUUUAUUUAAUACAUUUGGAGAAACACUUAGCUUAAUGCCUCAAUUGUUUAAGAGGUUUCUACUUAAUUUUAAAUGGUUUCUAUGUGUUUUACUGUAUUAUAAUAAAAACCUACUAUUUUUACAUCUACAGAAAACAAUUGUUUUUAUGUACAAUUCUACAGCAUUGGCAAUGCAAUGGUAUUGUACAUUGUCAAGACCCUCCUCAUUUGUUGGAUUAAAACUUAAAAUAUUG